This is a messenger RNA of Hibiscus syriacus, 1266 nucleotides long. Its product is annotated as protein UNUSUAL FLORAL ORGANS-like. The transcript has a single exon. The record is from RefSeq and is a predicted model, not a curated record. Lineage: Eukaryota; Viridiplantae; Streptophyta; Magnoliopsida; Malvales; Malvaceae. The coding region runs from base 1 to 1266 and encodes 421 amino acids. Gene Ontology annotation, molecular function: protein binding.
AUGGACGCCUUUAACACAUCUACGCCUUUACCUUUCUCCUACACUUUCACCAUCACGAGCAGUAGUUCGACUACCAGCAGCACUCACACGAAUCCUUGGAUGGACGUUCGGAUAUGGAGUAAGUUACCAGAAAGGCUGCUCGAUCGAGUCAUUGCGUUUCUUCCACCUCCAGCCUUUUUCCGAGCUCGUUCCAUUUGUAAGAGAUGGUACGGCCUCCUUUAUUGCAGCAGCUUCCUUGAACUGUACAUGCAGAUAUCGCCACGCCACUAUUGGUUUCUGUUCUUAAAGCAUAAGCCAUUGAAGAGCUACAUCUACAGAACCAACAAUACCACCAGUGGGGACGACAACAGAACUAACUGUGAAGGGUAUCUCUUUGAUCCCUAUGAUAUUUCAUGGUACCGCCUUUCUUUCAACUCGGUUCCUUCUGGAUUCUAUCCGGCUUCUUCCUCCUGUGGGUUGGUUUGCUGGGUUUCUGACGAAGCCGGCACAAAAAAUAUCAUGAUAUUCAACCCUUUACUCGGUUCUUUAAGCCAGUUGCCGCCCACGCUAAGGCCCCGUCUCUUCCCUUCAAUUGGUUUAACAGUCAGUCCCACAUCGAUCGACGUUACAGUCGCCGGAGAUGACAUGAUUUCUCCAUACGCAGUCAAGAAUCUAUCCACUGAAACCUUUCACAUCGAUGAGGGUGGGUUUUACUCCAUAUGGGGCGACACUUCUUCACUGCCACGCCUAUGUAGCCUUGAAUCAGGUCGAAUGGUUCACGUCGAGGGUAAGUUCUACUGCAUGAAUUAUAGCCCCUUCAGCGUCCUAGCUUACGACAUAGCAGCAAACAAGUGGUCCAAGAUUCAAGCUCCCAUGCGAAGGUUCCUCCGGUCACCGGGCCUGGUUGAGAGUCGAGGAAAGCUGGUCCUUGUCGCCGCCGUGGAGAAAAGCAAGCUUAAUGUGCCCAAAAGUUUAAGACUUUGGGGCUUGCAAGAUUGUGGGACGACAUGGGUGGAAAUCGAGAGAAUGCCAAUGCAACUUUACAUGCAAUUUGCUCAACUUGAAGGUGGUAAUGGUUUUGAUUCUGUCGGACAUGGAGAAUUCAUAAUGAUAAUGAUUCGUGGAACCGAUAAGGGGCUACUGUUUGAUAUCUGUAGGAAGAGGUGGCAGUGGAUUCCGGCAUGCCCUUACCUUGGCUGUGAUAAUAAUGAUGGUGAAGAUGUUGAAUUGCGUGGUUUGGCUUAUGAGCCUAGGCUUGCUACACCGGUUAUUAGUCUACUUAGUUGA